Molecule: messenger RNA, 171 nt
Organism: Laetiporus sulphureus 93-53
Lineage: Eukaryota; Fungi; Basidiomycota; Agaricomycetes; Polyporales; Laetiporaceae
Exons: 1
Source: RefSeq, a predicted model, not a curated record
AGCUUGUCUGCAGGUUCCAGGCCUAGUCCUAUUCCUGCCCACGAAUGUAACGUUGACCCUCCAAUGUUCACCGAGGCAAUUCCCGUAGCAGCUGUCACGGCCAGAGUACGAUCGCCGCGGCCACCGCAGUACUUAAUGAUCUCGCGGAGCAGAACAGACUUCCCCGUACCU